UCAAAUACCCAGACAACUUCUUCUUUGUGUCUUUGCAUUUCAUUCUACUGAAUGCAACACUGAGCCAGCAAUCCUUGACGUUCGUUACUACUCGCUUUAAUUAUACCUAUACUUGCAAUCAUGGCCAAGAUCGGUCCUUCGCCAGAAAAUGCUGGUAAUCACCAGCCUUCAACUCUCUACUCGCUUGUCAUGACACCAAUCAAUAUUACCGUAUUCCUCCUCUCACUUCUUCUGGUCGAUUUUCGUCAUACUGCCGGUCGCAAUAACUUCUACGCUACGGGUAGCGAGCAGGCAAGAUGGAUGCCUCGAUGGCUUCUUCAGCCCUAUCAACAUAUUGGACACAGCGACCACGAUGCUCAUGGUCGCUGGCAUUAUCACAGCAAGCAAAAGAAGCUCAUGAAGAUGGAAGCAGAAGAGGCCUUUCAAAUGAGGUCCACCGUGCUCGUCUUCAUGGCAGUGGCUUUGGCUCUGGCCACGAGCGCCGUGUGGCUCGCGACAAGCAGUCUGUAUUACGGUGUCACUGCUCUUGUUGAGCAUCAGAGCAACAAUCAAACCACCCCGUUGCUUUCGAGGGUGUGAACAGCCGAUCGUCCAUCCAUAACGGAGCCGAGCAGGGAAGCAACAACGGACACCACCCUGCGUUUCGCGGGGUGCCAUCGCAUCGUAUCAUACCAUUUUGCAUUAUGCAUGCCCAUCACAAGCCAGCACAUUCAUUUAUCGAUUCUUGGACAUUAUUCGGACGAUCUUGAUCCCUUUACCUCUUGAUACUUCUAAUGAUGGUUGCAGCAUUGCAACAGCAGAAGAAUUCGCUUGCGUCAUUGUCCCAUGAGUGGACGUUUUAGCAGCACCAUCACGUCACGAUGCACUGACUGGCUUUGGAAUGUCGAUCAAAAGUGGCAUCCGCAUCGCUACGACUGUUGACAUCGACGCGGGUAUUUCAGGGGUCUCUGUGGACCGUGAUAUGCGUUUCGCACCCCUGCAUAACUCACAAGCGAAGGAGUGCAUUGCUACGGGUUGCAAGUGUCAACAAUUAUCAUGAAACCGGAUGUUUUGGUCCUGCAACAUGGGAAGAGGCAGCAAAAGUUUGAGUGGUUUUGGAUCUGAAUUUGAAUUUGAAUUUGAAGGUGGAAUUGAAAUCCAGCAAGACUUUAUGUCUAGAUGUCAUACCGAAAGGUGACUCGGCAAGAAUUGAAUAAUAAGAAAACCAAAUAUACCACAAACGCCUAUCAUGUUAGAUUUCCAUUUCUGAUUUGACCUUUCAGAGACUUGAGGCAAGGCCAAUACAACGUUGAAUCCCCCUACAAAAGUACAUUCCUUAAACAUUGAAACCGUUAAACAGUAAAUCUUCCGCAUUGAAUCAUCAAGAGAGUGGUUAACACACUAUCCGAUACGCUCCUCUACGCUGCCCCAGUAGACAAUGGGCCUGGGCUCGAGGAGACUCAGUUCACUCCCGAAACUCUUACGCUCAGCUUCUAGGUUCAAGAGGGAAGGCUGGCGAGAGAUGACGCUGUUGAUGGUAGCGGCAGCAGAUGAACCCAUCGUGUUAACAGAUGAGUAUGAUGCUUGUGUGGAAGUGGAGGCUGAAGAGCUGCGGCGUAGGGAGUUGCGCAGACGAGAGGGUGAGAAGCGAGAAGCCAUGGUUUCAAAGCGGGUGUUGUGAGCCAUUUUGUGGUAUUUUUGAUGAUAUGAUUGGAAAUGCAGUAUUAUGAAGGUCUCGCUUGUAUGAGAGUGUAGUGUCGUAUUAUGUGAUGUUGAUGCUGAUGAUGAUAACGACGGUGAUGAUGGUUCUUUUUAGUCGUGUAAAGUGCGUACUGUCCAGCAGUUGUCGUGUAUAACGUGGUAAAUCAGAUUCUGGAAAGAGUGAACGAGGUCAAAGGAUAGUAAACAGAGGCACAGCCUUUAGUAUGUUUCUACCGACGACUCUUUGUGUUUAUCAACGAAAGAAUGAAAAAUGUUUCUUUGGAUGAAUGCAAAGGC
This is a messenger RNA of Fusarium graminearum PH-1, 1977 nucleotides long. RefSeq lists its product as uncharacterized. The record is from RefSeq and is a predicted model, not a curated record. The coding region runs from base 121 to 579 and encodes 152 amino acids. The transcript is spliced from 2 exons. Lineage: Eukaryota; Fungi; Ascomycota; Sordariomycetes; Hypocreales; Nectriaceae.